This is a messenger RNA of Hibiscus syriacus, 1782 nucleotides long. Its product is annotated as dimethylnonatriene synthase-like. NCBI's taxonomy places the organism in Eukaryota, Viridiplantae, Streptophyta, Magnoliopsida, Malvales, Malvaceae. The transcript has 2 exons. The record is from RefSeq and is a predicted model, not a curated record. Gene Ontology annotation, molecular function: iron ion binding; oxidoreductase activity, acting on paired donors, with incorporation or reduction of molecular oxygen; monooxygenase activity. Gene Ontology annotation, biological process: defense response to other organism. Bases 42 to 1604 code for a protein of 520 amino acids.
UGAGCAUAAAACUUGAACGUCGACACCUCCUAUAAUCCGCCAUGGAUCUUUACCCUUACAUCUUAUCGUUUGUACUUUUGUUGCUGUUUUUAUAUAUUUUAUCGAGAAAAAAGCCAAAGAAUUCCCAGAAAGAUUGCAUCCCGGAACCAUCCGGUUCAUUGCCACUCAUCGGUCACCUCCAUCUUCUAACUGGGAAAGAAACACUCUGCAAGAGGCUAGCAACAAUGGCGGACAAACACGGCCCACUCUACUCACUCAAACUCGGAACCCACCGAGUGUUGGUGGUGAGCAGUUGGGAAAUCGCCAAGGAUUGCUUCACCACCAAUGACCGAACGCUUGCCACUCGAGCUAGCAUCGCCGCCGGUCGGCACAUGGGCUACAACAACGCAGUCUUUGCACUCGCCCCGUACGGAGAAUAUUGGCGUGACAUCCGGAAGAUGGUCACUGUCGAGCUUCUUUCGAGCCAUCGUUUAGACAAGUUGAAGCACAUACGUUUCUCCGAGAUGGAUUUAUUCAUCAAAGAUAUGUACGGACUUUGUUCACCAAAAGGUGCCGAGAACAUCGCCAAAGUGACGAUCAGCGAAGCGCUGGAACGCUUGACGUUCAAUGUAAACCUCAUGAUGCUCGUCGGAAAGCGAUUUUCGGGCCACGACUACGCGGAAGUAAACAGCGAGCCGUGGCGGUACCAGAAGGCCAUAAAGCAAACGUUGUACCUCAGCGGGAUCUUCGUCCUGGCGGAUGCUCUGCCGUUCCUCGAAUGCCUCGAUAUUCAAUGCCAUAUCCGUUCCAUGAAGAAAACAGCAAAGGAACUCGACUCGGUAAUCAAUGUUUGGCUCGAAGAACAUCUAAAUAGGAAAAGGGAAAAUCAGGGUACCUCUGAAAGUGAUUUCAUGGACGUUAUGUUAUCUUAUCUGCCGGAGGAUACAGUAAUUUCAGGGCAUACACGGGACACCAUUGUAAAAGCAACAACAUUGAUUCUUACAUUGACAGGAGGGGAAAGCACAUCAGUCACAAUCACAUGGGUACUUUCAUUACUGCUUAACCACCCAAAUGUUCUAAAGGCCGCUCAAGAAGAGCUGGAUCACCACGUAGGACAAGAAAGGUGGGUUGAAGAAUCCGACAUUAAGAAUCUCAAGUACCUACAAGCCGUUGUCAAGGAAACCCUACGCUUAUAUCCUCCAGGUCCCAUUACGGGAAUCCGUGAGGCCACGCAAGAUUGCCGCAUUGCUGGCUACGAUGUCCCGAAAGGGACUCGUUUGAUUGUCAACCUUUGGAAACUGCAUCGAGACCCGCGAGUUUGGGAAAACGUCGACGAGUUCCGACCGGAAAGAUUUAUGACGACGCAUGCUGAUUUUGAUGUCAGGGGUCAAAAUUUCGAGUUCAUGCCAUUUAGUUCCGGUAGAAGAUCGUGCCCCGGAAUCACGUUUGGGCUACAAGUUGUUCACUUGACGGUGGCAAAAUUGAUUCAAGGAUUUCAUAUUAGGACGGCGGAUGGGAUGGCAGUGGAUAUGAAAGAAGGUUUGGGGCUAGCCUUACCCAAGCUGAAUCCUCUUGAUGUUGUCCUCAACCCACGCCUUCGUCCGGAGCUUUACAAUUGCCUUUAGGUGGUAAUGUUUGAGAACUUCAUUUUAAAAUUUAGGUUUAGAAUAUAAAGUUGUAUAAAUUGAAUAAUGUCCAAUUUAGUGUGUUUACCAAUAAGAACCUAUAUAAUCCAAGCUUAUGCUGUACUUGUAAAAGGUGCAAUAUCUUUAUCAGUAGAAUCUUUGCUUUGGUGGCAGUAAA